Messenger RNA from Polychytrium aggregatum, 4454 nucleotides. Its product is annotated as P-loop containing nucleoside triphosphate hydrolase protein. The transcript has 26 exons. Gene Ontology annotation, biological process: transmembrane transport. The record is from RefSeq and is a predicted model, not a curated record. The coding region runs from base 163 to 4155 and encodes 1330 amino acids. Gene Ontology annotation, molecular function: ATP binding; ATP hydrolysis activity; ABC-type transporter activity. NCBI's taxonomy places the organism in Eukaryota, Fungi, Chytridiomycota, Chytridiomycetes, Polychytriales. Gene Ontology annotation, cellular component: membrane.
UGCCCCUUCGUCGCUCGGCCCACCAACCAGUCCAUCAACCAGUCCAUCAACCGGUCCAUCAACCAGUCCACCAACCGGUUCAUCAUCGACGCAGCCCAUCGACGCAGCAGUCGGGCGCUCCACCAACCCAGCACCGAUUCAGUUGCAUUUGCCCCGCUCGCCAUGUCGCAGCCCCAGUCCAAGGGCACCAAGGCCGCCAUGGGAUACCAUCCCACCACCAUCGGCACCCGCUCGCCCAACCCUCUCGGCUUCCUGUUCCUGUCGUGGCUGCUGCCGCUGCUGCGGCUCGGAGCCUCGCGCCCGCUCGUCUUCGAGGACCUCUAUUCCAUGAAGCCCAAGAGCCGGGCCUCGUCGCUGAGCCAAGCCCUCGAGGCCUCUCUGCGGGCUGCCCCUGGUGCCGCGGAUGCAUCGCAGCCUCCCUCCAAGACGGCCUACUCCCGUGCCUUCAUGAAGUCGUUCCUGCCCCGAUGGUUCCUGGGCUUUGCCUUCUCGGCAACCGGCAUGCUCGCCACAGUCGCCAUCCCGCUCCUCAUGCGCCAGAUCGUCCUCAAUCUCUCGGGACAGCCCACCUUUGUCCAGAACCCGUACGGACUGGCCUUCCUCAUGUUCGGAUGCACGCUCGCUGCCGCAGUCUGCGCCGCUACCAGCACCCAGAUCAUGACGGGCAUCGCCAUCGAUGUCCGCACCAGCCUCAUUGGCUUGAUCUACCAGAAGGCGCUGCGGCUCUCGGUCAAGGCAUCCAAGAAGUUUGAUGAGGGUGCCCAACUUGUCUUUGUCAAUGUCGACAGCCAGGCCGUAUAUGACACCAUCAUUUACUUUGACUCGUGCAUCAACACUACGGUCCAGAUUGCCCUGGUGAUCUACUUCAUAUACACCCUGAUUGGACACUACAUCCUGAUUUCCGUCUAUGUGAUGCUCGGCGCCCUAGUCCUGCUUGCGGCUUGCACCGUCUUUCUGACGCAAAGCCAGAAGAAGAUGCUCGCCAACAACGACGACCGCCUCAAUCUCAUCCGCGAGGUGUUCAUGAACAUCAAGAUGAUCAAGCUGCGCGGAUGGGAGCUCAUCUUCGAGUCCAAGAUCGACGUUAUCCGCGAGAAGAUGAUGCGAGGUGUCGCAGGAUACUUGAUCAGUAUUUUGUUUCUGAUCGCUGUUAUUAUUUCCGUUCCCCUUUUGCUUCCCACGGUUACUUUCGCCAUAUAUUCGAUGAGUGGCAAUCCUAUGCGCCCAGAAGUUGUGUUUCCCGCUAUGACGUACUUUAUAAUGCUUAUUGAGCCUUUGAAUACCCUCCCGUUCAGCUAUGGUAAAUUUGCCCAGGGCCUUGUCUCCUGGAAUCGACUCGUGGCUUUCUUCAAUGCCGAGGAGUCGUCUGGUGACUCGGCUCCGCUGCUGGCUGCCGAUGUUUCCACGAACAUAUCCGCGGCCAUCGCACUCAAGGACUGCACCUUCCGUUGGGAGACCAGCGAAGAACCCAGCACGAAGGACGACGCAAAGAAGAGUUUUGGGUUCAAGAAGAGCAAGCGCGACCCCAAAGAAGAGCUUGUGCAUGACAGCAGCCUUGAUUCUCCGUCGACCCAGGGGGCUGAUGAUGCACCCGCGACUAAGACUGCGUUCUCGUUCGAGGGCCUUGACGUUGAAAUCGCCCGUGGAUCUCUGACCGCUAUCGUUGGCCGCGUUGGCUCAGGCAAGUCGUCCCUCCUGACGGCUGUCUCUGGACAGAUGACCAAGGUCCAGGGCACCGUCCAUGUCAACGGCAAGCUCGCCUACUGCAGCCAGCAGCCCUGGAUCCAGGCCGCCAGCAUCCGCGCCAACAUCCAGUUUGUGUCUCCCGAGUACGACGAGAAGCGCAUGGCCGAGGUCAUCACCGCAUGUGGCCUCGAAGCCGACAUGGCCCAGCUCGCCGGCGGCAUCGACACCCAGAUCGGCGAAAAGGGCAUCAAUCUCUCUGGUGGCCAGAAUGCCCGAGUUGCCCUGGCCCGUGCCGUGUACAGCGACGCCGACAUCUACCUGCUCGACGAUCCCCUCGCCGCACUCGACUCCCAUGUCGGCAAACAUGUGUUUGACAAGUGCAUCGGCCCCAAGGGCAUGCUCUCCAGCAAGACACGAGUGCUCGUCACCCACCAGCUCCACGUUCUGCCCUCGGUCGAUCGCAUCAUCGUCUUUGACAAUGGCCGCAUCGUCGAGUCUGGAAGCUACUCGGAGCUCCUUGCCAAGCCCGAGGGACACCUCAAAGAGAUGGUCCAAGACCACAAGUUUGACUCUGACGACGAGCAGGAGCAAGAAGAUACCAAGGCCGCUCAGUCAAAGGAGACGAAGGAGAAGACAGAGGCUGGAGAGGCCAAGGAUCUGAUCGAGGAGGAGGAGAUUGAAAUUGGCGAAGUUCAAAGAAAGACCUAUGUGGACUACUUCAAAUACUCGGGUGGAUACUGGACAAUCUCCGCCAUGGCGUUUUUCCUGCUCGUGUUCAUGGGCUUCAGUGUCGCGUGUCAACUGUUCCUCAACUAUUGGACGACCGACUCACUGGGCUACUCACAAGACACCUACCGCCUCAUGUACAUCAUUCUCUCGGUUGUGGAAACUGUCGGGCUGAUCAUUUACUGCUUUGCUGGUGGCUUCAACUCCAUCGUUGGAUCGCGCAAGAUCCACAAGCUGGUCAUCAAGAAGCUGCUGAACUCUCCGAUGCACUUUUUCGAGACCCAGCCGCUCGGCAGAAUCCUCAACAGACUCAGCAAGGACAUUGAGAUGCUCGAUCAAUAUCUCUGGAAUAUUGUACAGAAUGUCUUCCUCGUGGCGGUUCUUGUGUUGAACGACUUCAUCAUUACCGCCUAUGCCACCCCAUGGAUCAUCAUCGAGCUUGUGAUCCUGUCCGUUGCUGUCUACUACAUCUUCAAGUUCUACCGUGCAUCGGUCCGCCAGCUCAAGCGCCUCGAUUCCAACAUGAGGAGCCCGCUCUAUGCGUUCAUCUCCGAGUCCUUCAGCGGCGUCUCGGUCAUCCGUGCCUUCCAUGCCCAAGAGACCUUCAUCGAGCGACAGCACCGCUUGAUCGACGACUCGAAUGCACCAUUCUAUCUCAACCAGCUGUGCGCCAUCUGGCUCCGUGUGUGGAUUGCGUCAUCCAUGUCUUUGAUCACGCUCGGUACCAUCCUCCUUGCUAUCGGAACCAAAGUUCCUCCUUCGACCGUGGCUCUCGCCUUGUCGUGUGCUGUGGAUAUUCCCAACCAACUUAUUAACUUUGGCCAGACUUUCAGUCUGUUUGAACAAGGCAUGAACACCAUCGAGCGCCUGGUCCACUACAUCGAGAACAUUGACGGCGAGGCACCAAGAAAGUGUGAGGCCGUCGAUCCCCCGUCCGAGUGGCCCAGCAAGGGCGAGAUCCAGAUCAAGGACCUUGCCGUGGCCUACCCGAGCCAUCCCGAUCGGCUUGUUCUGAAGAACCUGAGCCUCGAGAUCAAGGCAGGCGAGAAGAUUGGCGUCGUUGGACGCACCGGCAGUGGCAAGAGCACCCUGCUGACGGUCCUGUUCCGUCUGCUGGAUCCCGUCGGCGGCGAGAUCACCAUCGAUGGAUUCAAAACGGGCAACAUUGGCCUGCACACGCUCCGCCAGCGCCUCCAGAUCAUUCCGCAAGAGCCCAUCCUGUUCUCGGGCACCAUCCGCUCCAACAUCGACAUCGAGGGCAAGUUUGACGAUGCCGAGAUCUGGGAGUCGAUUGGGUUUGUCGGCUUGACCGACUACAUCUCCAGUCUGCCCGAGAAGCUCGACUCUGCCGUCACGACGGGUGGCCAGAACCUCUCCGUGGGCCAGAGACAGCUGCUCUGUCUGGCCCGUGCCAUCAUCUGCAAGCCCAAGAUCCUGGUCAUGGACGAAGCCUCGAGUGCCGUCGACGCCAUGGCAGACACCCUGAUCCAGAAGGCCAUCAAGAGCAACUUUGCCGAUUCGACCGUGAUCAGCAUCGCGCACCGACUGAAUACCAUCGCCGACUUUGACCGCAUCAUUGUGCUCGAUGCGGGCAACAUUGCCGAGAUGGGCACGCCGCACGAACUACUCGCCAAGGAAGGCGGUCUGUUUGCCGAGAUGGCCAAUGCAACGGGUCCGUCGAACGUGCUCAGGCUCCAGGAAGUCGCUGCCCAGCACUCGCACUCGACCCUGAACGAGCUGUGAUGGCGGCGCAAAUGUCGCUGUCCGGGCGUGCUGGGAUAGCUCGGCGACAGAAACCAGUGCUGCAUUCUCCGUUCCACAUCGCCGUCGCCAGCAGCAUCAUCCUGUGCAUGCUGGUAAUAUGAAGAUCGAUUCCACAGCUGCGUCGAUCACCUUUGAACAAGGCUACACUCGCUCUGAGUGUGCCGAUACUCACAAUCAGCCUUUCUUGAGGUCAAUAUCUGUUGUGUUUUCUCGAUUCUAAAUACAUGACAACAUACAUCGCCGCACAUGAGUGCUGCCGAUGUGUGAUAUAAUUCCAA